This is a messenger RNA of Lathyrus oleraceus (garden pea), 2007 nucleotides long. RefSeq lists its product as uncharacterized. The transcript has 12 exons. The record is from RefSeq and is a predicted model, not a curated record. The coding region runs from base 164 to 1618 and encodes 484 amino acids. Gene Ontology annotation, molecular function: protein kinase activity; ATP binding. Gene Ontology annotation, biological process: protein phosphorylation. NCBI's taxonomy places the organism in Eukaryota, Viridiplantae, Streptophyta, Magnoliopsida, Fabales, Fabaceae.
GAAAAAAAGGUUCUGUAGCUACGAUUGUAAGGUCACCAAAACCCAGCAGUUAAAGAGAAUCACAACGUGGCUUGUGAGCCACACUUUUGAGAACGUGUUCGUUUACAUUAUUUCAUAUACGAGCCAUUGCAGUGUAGUGUAGUGUAGUGUAGCUAGUUAAGUUAUGUUGCCUCCUCCUAUCGUCUUCGAUCUCAACGAUGUAAAACAAAAACUCUCCCUUCAGCUUCGCCCUUUGCAACGUUCUUUCCAGUUCUGGGUUCGAGCCAUUGAUAUUUACACCGGAUACAAGGUUUUUCAAUUGAGAGUGAAUUUCGAGAAGGAUGUGCUGAAACAAGAAGCAAUGUGGGAAAGACAGCACGAGCUUGCCGCUGAUAAGAUUUUCUCUAUGUGCUCUGACCUUGGUGGUUUCUUCCUCAAGAUUGCGCAAAUUGUAGGGAAACCGGAUUUGGCACCUGCUGCAUGGGUGAAAAGGCUUGUUACGCUCUGUGAUCAAGCUCCUGCAACCUCUUUUCAUACGGUUAAACUUGUGCUAGAGAAUGAGUUGGGACUGGGUAUUGAUGAUGUGUUUGAUAGGUUUGAUGUUGAGCCUCUUGGUUCCGCUUCAAUUGCUCAGGUUCAUAGAGCGAGACUCAAAGGUGACAAAGGUGAUGUUGUUGUCAAGGUUCAGCAUCCUGGAGUUCAGGAUCUGAUGAUGACAGAUAUCCGUAACUUGCAAGCUUUUGCUUUGUACAUGCAAAAAACAGAUAUCAAAUUUGAUCUAUAUUCGGUGACACGAGAAAUGGAAAAACAGAUUGGAUAUGAAUUUGACUUCAUGAGGGAGGCCAGUGCAAUGGAAAGGAUUAGAAAGUUCUUGUAUAAAAUUAACAGAAGGACUCCUGUUUCGGUGCCAAGAGUAAUACGAGAUAUGGUUACUAGAAGGGUCCUAGUUAUGGAAUAUAUUGACGGGGUUCCAAUAAUGAACCUCGGUGAUGAAAUAGCAAAGAGAGGCAUAAAUCCUCAUGGUAAGGUUGCAGCUGCCGCAAAGCAGAAAAUUCUUCAAAGCUUGACUCUAGCAUAUGGUCAAAUGAUUUUGAAAAGUGGGUUCUUCCACGCAGAUCCCCAUCCAGGAAAUAUCCUGAUUUGUAAAGGGUCAGAGGUUGCCUUGCUAGAUUAUGGACAGGUGAAGGAUCUCCCAGAGCAAUUGAGGCUUGGUUAUGCUAAUCUCGUUCUUGCAAUUGCUGAUGGUGACUCAGUAAGAGCUUCCGCGAGCUUUAGGGAGCUUGGUAUAGAUACAUUAAGCAAAUGUGAAAAUGAGCAACAAGAAAUGUUUAAACUGGCAGAGACAAUGUUUGAUACAAAAUUACCUCCUGGUGUGAAAAUGCUGCAACCUUUUUCAGAUGAAUCUUCAAUUAAAAAAAUAGCUGUUCAGGCUUUCCCAGAAGAACUGUUUUCUAUACUUCGGACGGUGCAUCUAUUGAGGGGACUAAGUGUUGGACUUGGAAUCAAUUAUUCUUGUGCAGAACAGUGGAGACCCAUUGCUGAAGAAGCUUUGUCUCAAGCUGGUAGAUUUAAAGAUAAAAAUCUUCAGCACAGAGGUAGGUUACAUGGUAUAUUAAAAACAUUAUUUUGGAGAGACUAAAUAGGUAGAUAUGGAUCAAUCUACAUUUGAUUAGUUUGUUGGUUGACUGGCAAGUUCUGCGUGGCAUUGAAGAAAGAUAACUUCAUCUUCAAUAUGGCAAGAGCGUUUCACAUUGAUUGAGAGGCGAUUACAAGUAGAUGUUUCUUACCAUUAUUUAAAUUUUUGGAAAAUGUAUAAUGACAUCAUGGAGUCUGUGCAUAUUUGAGUCCGUAGCAUGAAAUUUCCUAUGAUUAAGUUGAUAAUUUCUCAAUAGGUAUCAUUCUUCUUCAUGGUCAGAGUUCAAGUUUGUAGCUUACAUGAAAUCACAUGGAGACAUGGUGAGAUUACCACCAAAGAGAUAGUUUCCAAACACACUUAUUUGUAAUUAUGGAUGGAGCAGUUUUGCAUCA